Messenger RNA from Aspergillus calidoustus, 456 nucleotides. The record is from the annotation of a GenBank genome assembly. Lineage: Eukaryota; Fungi; Ascomycota; Eurotiomycetes; Eurotiales; Aspergillaceae.
AUGCAUUUCUCCUCUCCCUUCUCGGCCUUCCUCACACUCCUCUCCGCAACAACAAUCGCAACCGCCUCCCCUUUCUCCCUUCCCAAAACCGCCGUUCGCCUAGCUGCAGACCCUACAAACCCAGCCCUAACCUGGCACGUCUCCAACUUUGACAUCGGCUGCUCCCCCAGCGGGUGUGUCUACAGCUUCAACAUUGCCGGCGCCGCGUCAGCAAACACACCCGGAUUUAACACAACAUGCAACGGAACAAGUGUGCAGGACGACUACGCCGCGUGCAAGGACAAGGCCAUGCUCGCGCAAAUUGAGCCGGCGCAGUACCCGAAUUGGACGGUCAAGGCGCAGCACCAGUGGCGGGAGACUGAGUGGUCGCAUUAUUAUGCGUUUGGGGAGAGGAAUGUUACGGAGGCGACGAGGAGCUUUACGAUUACGGUUGGGGAGGUCUAUGGGGUUGCUUGA